AUGGCAAGUUCUUUUAUGUCUAUACUAGCAUCCUCUAUCCUAACAUACCCUACCCUGCCCUACUCUGCACUAUCCUAACUACCUUACCAUAUUUUACUAUACCCUACUCUACGUAAUGCUAAAAUAUAAAAGUUUUAGAGAUUCUCCUUCAACACAUAUGCCUUAUUCAUUAUCAGGCUACAUGGCUUUGGAGCAGCAAUCUUCUUGAUUGUUUGGAAUUACUUUGAGUAUCGACUAAGAUUCUUAAAAUGUUUAACUGAUGCUGCUUGUGGUGCUGGAAUCAUUAAGGCUAGGAAGAUGAUUGAGAAGUGUAAUGUAAGUGAUUUUACUGCCAGUUUCUUUUGGUACGGUAAGUAUUACAGUAAGCUACUGUCGUAAAAUUUCAAUAAUUUCCUUUCAGGUAACCCUCCUAUCAUUUGUAUUCAUAACAAUCCUAAUAUCAACCACCUUCCAACUGCUACACGUCUUCAAAGCCAAUACUCCAAUGUCCAAAGACACCAUCGAUUAUGUGCCAGUAGUACCAACAGUACUACUAAUCAUAACAACAAUAUUCGCACUUGUAGCUCAAACGAAUGCCAUGUCAGUUGUAUAUAUUCAUUUUGCAGUAAUUUGUGCUGAGUAUGACAAGCUGGCGUUUGAAUUCAGAGAAGAUGUCAAUACCUUUCAAUUACCGGUCGUUACCCAUUACGCACAUGCUCAUCACAAUAUAUGGCGAUUGUGGACGGUUAUUAAUAGAGUUAUGAGGUAA
Molecule: messenger RNA, 748 nt
Organism: Bursaphelenchus okinawaensis
Lineage: Eukaryota; Metazoa; Nematoda; Chromadorea; Rhabditida; Aphelenchoididae
Source: the annotation of a GenBank genome assembly